Messenger RNA from Capsella rubella, 3246 nucleotides. RefSeq lists its product as uncharacterized. Lineage: Eukaryota; Viridiplantae; Streptophyta; Magnoliopsida; Brassicales; Brassicaceae. The coding region runs from base 209 to 3070 and encodes 953 amino acids. Gene Ontology annotation, molecular function: protein binding; translation elongation factor activity. Gene Ontology annotation, cellular component: mitochondrial matrix. The transcript is spliced from 7 exons. The record is from RefSeq and is a predicted model, not a curated record. Gene Ontology annotation, biological process: mitochondrial translational elongation.
CCUCUAUCCACCAACAAGAGGGAAAACACAAACAAAAGAAACACAGGAGAGACAAAAAUGAGAUAAGGAUUUGAAGCCUCUCACCACUUCCCUGGUUUCUCGUUAGGCUUAUUUUUCAAACUCGAAACUUAUCUAUUUUUCUGGCUUUCACCUUUUCUGGGAAAAUUUUCUCAGAGCAAGGCGAGCUUAAAGGUGACAGUUUUUAACCAUGGCGACGAUCACACCUUCUUCUAUUAGCAAUGCCUGGCUCAUUCCCGGAGCUGCUUUUAGUGUAAAGAAGAAUGAUUGCUCCAUCAAAUGUAGUUUUUCGCGCAAAGAUGGGAAACAGAAUCUAUCAUCAACGCAGAGACUAGUCUUGCCUUUGUCGACUUCACUUAGAUUGUUUCCUACUCAUGGAAGGCAGUUUGUGUUGCAUCCUCAUCGUAGAGCCACGGAGACUGAUGUUGUGGCGGCAGUAGAGGAACAAGAUUCUACUCCUGUUGCUGCGGACGUGAAAGAAACUGUGGCUAGUGAGAAGUCAGAUGCUCCUUCUACAACAUCUCAGUCAAGGGGAACAGCAAGACCUGGGAGGAAGAGUGAAAUGCCUGCAGUUAAGAACGAGGAGCUUGUUCCUGGUGCUACUUUCACUGGGAAAGUACGAGCGAUUCAGCCCUUUGGUGCUUUUGUUGAUUUUGGUGCUUUCACCGAUGGAUUAGUCCAUGUGUCUCAGUUGAGUGACAACUUUGUCAAGGAUGUUUCGAGUGUUGUCACUAUUGGGCAAGAGGUGAAAGUAAGGCUAGUGGAAGCUGACAUUGAGACAAAACGUAUUUCUCUUACUAUGCGUGAGAAUGACGAUCCUCCCAAACGCCAGUCCGGUGGUAGUGAUAAGCCGAGAUCAGGAGGGAAAAGGGAUGGUUCAAAAGGAGGACCGAGGAAGGGAGAUGGCUUUAACUCAAAGUUUUCGAAAGGGCAGAUGUUGGAUGGAGUGGUGAAGAAUUUAACGAGGUCAGGAGCGUUUAUAACUAUAGGAGAAGGUGAAGAAGGGUUUUUACCAACGGCUGAGGAAGCAGAUGAUGGAAUUGGAAGCAUGAUGAUGGGUGGCUCUUCGUUGGAAGCUGGACAAGAGGUUAAGGUUCGUGUGUUACGCAUAGCUAGGGGACGUGUUACUCUAACAAUGAAAGAGGAAGACGAUGGUAAGUUUGAUGAAACAACCACUCAAGGAGUUGUGCAUACAGCCACGAAUCCAUUUAUGCUUGCUUUCCGUAAGAACGAAGAGAUUGCUGCGUUUCUUGACAAGAGGGAGGAAGAGGCAGAGAAGCAACCUGCUGAGAAACCAGUAGAGCCUGAAGCUGAAGCCUCUGUCACUUCAGGUGAAGUUGAGGAAUCGUCAUCUGUCUCAGCUGUAGUAACAAGUGAAGAGGUUCCCUCAUCAGAAACUCCCAAGAUAGAAAAAGAAGAAGAAGUGAUAGCGAGCAAAGCUGAAGAUGAUCUGCCAGAAAAAGAAGAGCAGACGGAAACAAUUGCUGCAGCAGCUGAGGCUGAGGAUGUGGUUCCUCCAAUUCCAGAAACCAAAAGUGACGAAGAAAUUGUUGAGAACUCUAUUCCUCCAAAUUCAGCCACUGAUGAAGUUUCAUCUUCAGAAACUGUAGAAAGUGAAGAGGUUGAGGAAGUGGUGGCCGAAGCACCUGUUGCUGAAGCAGAGACUCCUGCCUCUGUUGUCCCAGAAUCUUCUUCUGAGGAAAGUGGCAACACCACUACUGCAGAUGAAAGCAUCCAAGGCAUUUCACCAGCUCUAGUGAAACAGCUCAGAGAAGAAACCGGGGCAGGAAUGAUGGACUGCAAGAAUGCUCUCUUGGAGAGUGAGGGUGAUAUGGUCAAAGCUCAGGAGUACCUCCGCAAGAAGGGACUAGCAAGCGCAGACAAGAAAGCAAGCAGAGCUACAGCUGAGGGAAGAAUAGGUGCUUAUAUCCAUGACAGCAGAAUUGGUGUCCUCUUGGAGGUUAAUUGUGAGACUGAUUUUGUCUCACGCGGUGACAUUUUCAAGGAGCUUGUUGAUGAUCUGGCAAUGCAGGUGGCUGCGUGCCCUCAAGUAGAGUACCUUGUAACCGAAGAUGUUUCUGAAGAUAUUGUGAAGAAGGAAAAAGAGAUCGAAAUGCAAAAGGAAGAUCUUUUGUCGAAACCCGAGCAGAUAAGAGAGAAGAUAGUUGAAGGUCGGAUAAAGAAGAGACUAGAUGCACUUGCAUUGCUUGAGCAACCAUACAUUAAAGACGAUAAGGUGAUAGUGAAGGAUCUUGUAAAGCAGAGGAUUGCAACAAUUGGUGAAAACAUCAAGGUAAAGAGAUUCGUGAGAUACACUCUCGGAGAAGGUCUUGAGAAGAAAAGCCAGGACUUUGCUGCUGAGGUUGCUGCUCAAACUGCAGCUAAACCGAAAGCUAAAGAAGAGAAAGAACAGCCAAAAGCUGAAGAGGUCAAGGAAGCAAGUCCACCAGCUACAGCGGUUUCAGCUGCUCUUGUGAAGCAACUGCGUGAGGAGACAGGAGCUGGAAUGAUGGACUGCAAGAAGGCAUUGGCAGAGACAGGAGGAGAUCUUGAGAAAGCACAAGAAUUCCUAAGAAAGAAGGGUCUCUCAUCAGCUGAUAAAAAAUCAAGCCGGCUUGCAGCAGAAGGGAGAAUCGGCUCAUACAUCCACGAUUCCCGGAUUGGAGUUUUGAUUGAAGUGAACUGUGAGACAGAUUUUGUCGGAAGAAGCGAAAAAUUCAAGGAAUUGGUUGAUGAUCUUGCAAUGCAAGCAGUGGCUAAUCCACAGGUGCAAUAUGUUUCGAUAGAGGACAUUCCAGAGGAGAUAAAGCAAAAAGAAAAAGAUAUUGAGAUGCAAAGAGAGGAUCUUUUGUCAAAACCAGAGAACAUAAGGGAGAAGAUUGUUGAAGGGAGGAUCUCAAAGAGGCUUGGAGAAUGGGCAUUGCUGGAGCAGCCUUUCAUUAAAGACGACAGUGUUCUGGUUAAGGAUCUGGUGAAGCAAACGGUGGCUACUCUUGGCGAAAACAUCAAAGUGAGAAGGUUUGUGAAGUUUACUCUUGGAGAAGAUAACUGAUGAGACAAAUUAAAGUUUUCAAAUAAGGGAGCUCUGUUUUUUGUUGUCAUGGAGUUAUAAGCAAAAGCCUUCCUUUUUGUUUUGUAGACAAAUUAUUCAGUAUUCACUUUUGAUUAGUUUUUAAUCAAAACCUGUAAUUUUUUGUUCAUGAAAAGAUGAAAUUUUUGCAUUCUAAA